Messenger RNA from Daktulosphaira vitifoliae (grape phylloxera), 1855 nucleotides. Its product is annotated as cGMP-dependent protein kinase. Bases 161 to 1384 code for a protein of 407 amino acids. The record is from RefSeq and is a predicted model, not a curated record. The transcript has 7 exons. NCBI's taxonomy places the organism in Eukaryota, Metazoa, Arthropoda, Insecta, Hemiptera, Phylloxeridae.
AAAUUAUGAUCAACUUGUUACUUUUAGUCCACUUGUUUUGAAUUUUAAAACUAUUUACAUAAUUAAUAACCAAAAUACCACUUGAGUUGCCAAAAUAUAGAUUUUCUUAUAAUAACAACCUAAAUUGUUAAACCCUAAAUUGAGAUUUAAAGCUGCUAUCAUGGUGAUGAUUUCCAAUAUUGAAUGGUUGAAGGAUGAACAAUUGAAUCACACGCCUAUUCAUUUAAUGGAAGUUACAACAGACAAAACAUUGGAUACUGCACUAGAAUUAACAAUUUUUCACAAACUCACGUUAGUCAGGCCGCGGGAACUUAGGACAUCCUAUGAAAUCGAAUCAAUUGUUCGAGUACUUGGCACAGGAUUUAAAUUUUUUGAACUAUUAUCUCAGGAAAAAAUAAUAGGUUUAAUGAUGAAAGCUACAUACAAAUGUUUUGGUCCGAAUCGAUUCAUUUUAAAGCAAGAUCAUAAACCACAAAAUAUGUAUUAUAUAGUUAAAGGACAAUUAAUUCUUUUAAAAAACAUAUACAAUGAAGUAUUAAAUAAAAUUGAAUCUAUUGAAGUGUGUAAGCUAAACGAAGGUGACACUUUUGGAGAAAAUGCUGUUAUGUUUGAUACACCAAGAAAAACUUCAGUAAAAUCCUUAACUACUGUGGAAUUAAUUUGUAUAUCGCAAGAUGACUACAUUGAAACGCUAAAGUACGACGUUUUACUCGAAUGGGAAGCUAAUGCAAAUAUCAUAAAAAGUUCAGAAUUCUUUAGAUAUUUAAAUUCAGAACAAGUAAAUAGAGCUAGCGCUUUAUCAUUUAUCAAAACUUAUCAACCGGGAGAUCACGUCGUUGGAGACAAGCUUGGUAACAUUGAUUAUGGCCACUUUAUGAUUGAAGGAAAGGUUAACAUGAUAGAACGAUUAAUAUUGUUAAGAUCACCUAAUCGGUACGGGCAGAACUUUACAUACAAAUUAUAUGAUGGCAAGAGUACAUUGAAAAAAAACCAAAGUUUGGUAGAUAAAUUCAUGAAAGUGUGUGAUUUCUUAGGAAAUUCGUGUUUUAAUAUAGGAGAAUGUAUUACAAAUAAAGACUUUAUAGCUGACAAACAAACAUUAGUCAAAUGCCUUUGUGUCCCUAAAUGGUAUAUGUAUGAAACAGAAAUAUUAAAAUGGUGGGAAAGAACUCGAAUAGAUAUUGAACAUGUUGUUCCUAACACCAAUGUUGUUUUUCAAUAUUUUAUAGCUGGUAGAUUACAUACAUCUCAAUUAAAUGAUUUAAUAACCAAAAAACGGAAGAAAAGUGAAAAUCAUUUAAAAGCAAAAAACUCCAUGCUACCUACAUCAUGCUUAUUACUGCCUAGUAAUGCAAAUUGGUUAGACAAACAUAUGAAUCUUUAAAAAAAAAUUAGUGUUUUUAAUCAUAAUAAACUUAGUAACAAAUAAAUAUUUUAAUCUUUAAAAAUAUUUGUAACUGAUGAUUAAAUUAACAAAUUGAGCAUCAUUAAUCGAACAUUAUAAAUAUUUAUGUUACCAUUAUAUUUUUAAUGAGAACAGUUAAUUCCAAAUUAAUUUAUUAAUGUUCUCUUUUAAUGAUCACGUAUAAUUGAAGUAGUUUAUUUUUUAAAUUUAUAACAUCUAAAUAGAAGAUCUAGAAGUCCUAUGAGUCUUCUUAGGUUCACUACUGAUAUUUUUAAGAUUUCUUCAACUAAUUACUCUCUUGAAAAGACUAACAAAUAAAAAUAUCUAUAUGUUUGAAUCAGUAUAACAAAAGCUUGAUAAAUACAGUUUUAACCACAAUUUUAACUUCUAGUAAAUAUUUGAUUCACCGGAAGUUAAUAUUCAAUUAUAUUAAAUAUUUUUAGAAAUAUA